Parasteatoda tepidariorum (common house spider) is the source of this 5452-nucleotide messenger RNA. NCBI's taxonomy places the organism in Eukaryota, Metazoa, Arthropoda, Arachnida, Araneae, Theridiidae. The record is from RefSeq and is a predicted model, not a curated record.
UCAGCUUGCUUUUUUUCCUACUUCACUUCUGCCGAGGAACUUUUUAAAUGUCCGGAACAAUUUGGUUACUACAGGGAUUCUAAUGAUUGCUCAAAGUAUUAUGUCUGCGUUUUUGGAGAUGCCCUUCACGAGAAGUGUACCGGUGGUCUACAUUUCAGCCUAGAAUUACAGACAUGUGAUUGGCCAAGGAAUGUUAACUGCAUGAAAGAUGAAAGUCUAUUGGAGGAAAAAGUGAUAGAAAUCAAAGACGAAGUAUUCAGUUCAAGUAGAAGAGCCUCGUCCACACUGGCUAAAGAAAACCCACCUCCUCAACUAAAGCCACAAAUAGUCGAAAGUGAUCCAGUGUCCAACUACCAAUCAUUUGAAGACAAUAGUGGUGAAGAAUCUAAGAACUCGCAAAGCAGUGCUGAGUUGGAGAAGGAAGAGUCUAGAUCCAGAACUGAAAGCCCAGAUCAGAGCCGAACUUCACAGAGGUUUUCUCCAACAGAGAGUACGACACAGUCUCCUCAUUUUCAAACCAGCCGGCCUGAGUUUGUUGAUAAAGCAUUGUCUGAAGAUCAAGAUCAGUCUGAUAGCUCGUCUGACGAUCCUUUGUAUGGAAGUGAUGAAGACAGAAAAAUACUACUGGAUAAUUAUGAUCCUCAAGAACCAAAAUAUGAAGAAGCUGCACCUCCUUUAGUAGAUUCAGAAGGUGGAAUUCAUAUAGCAGAUGGUGGACAUGGAUUGGAUGCUUUUGCUGGUUUGGCGCAUCUUCCUGGUCUUGGCGAUUUCAGCGUACUUGAAAAACCAAUUUACAAUGGAAAUAAUGGGAAUCAAGAUCACGAUGAAGAUUAUCAACGAAAGAAAGAUCUGACGCUUUCAACCAAACCUCGAAGCUUAGAAAAUUAUCCAAACAGCAAUGAAAAUUUGAAAGAUCCAGAUGUGGUAAUAGACUACUCGAAUGGAAAAAACAAAGAUGUAAAAUAUGACUAUUCUGAUCGAAAGGACUUCGGAACACCUCCACCAACGAUUUUCGAUGACAAUGCAGAUCACAAAGAUUACGGUGGCUUCGACAUCAUAACUCCUCUAAGAAAAGAGCAAAGCCCUAAUCGCGACUCUCCAAAACGAACUCAGAAUGAAGAUUCAAAACCUGAGGCAGAGUUCUUCAAUCCUUUAUCAAUUCCAGAUCUACCUAGAUUAGAGAAAAAACUCACUAAAGAGAUAGACACGCUAAAGAGAAAUCCAGUUGACUCUAAUACACAAAACUUUCAAAAUUUAAACUUCGGCAAUGAUCGCAAACCUCAAAUAAAUGUUUCACUUCCUUCUGUUCUUUUCGAUGAUCAACUCUCCAGCAAAGAAAUUCCAUCCGCCCCCCAUAAUAUUAGAUAUGAUUCUAGGGAAAGUCCUGAAAUCAGAGUAAUAGACCUAUCAAGACCACGUAGUCCUAGCUUACAGUUACCUAAAAAGGAAACGGAAGCAUAUAUUUCUGAAAAUAAAAAUUCCAAUGCAAAUACACAGUUUACUAGAAUUAUUGACACUGCAGAAUUAAUUGAGCCAAAAGGAAAUAGGGAACCCUCAAGAAAUAACCGUCCCAAACCUUCAUCACCUCAAGAAUCUAGUCGCAUAAUAAUUGAUGACUCUAGAAUACAGAAUGAUGCUAUACCAGAGGACAAUUUAAGAAUCCCUUCAAGUUUAGGAAAUAGCAAUUCUUUUAAUUUAGGGAGCUCUGUGUCAGAAGAGAACGUAUAUGAUGACCAUCCAGUAAAUGUAAAUAAUGAAGAUCAUGAAUUAACAUUUCCUGACCAACCAUUGGAGGCUGAUUUUGGAGUUUAUACUGGAAAUCAGCGCCAAGCUAAGAAAGUAGAUACUCCUUCAGAUGUCUCAGCCCUGCAAGACUCUGCAAGCUUAAUAGACAUUCAAAAGCAAACGCAACAACGACAUCCUAAUAGACCUCGACCGGGAUCUGAUAAGAAAAUAUUUGAAGAACCGAAAUCAAAAAGUGAAAUUCCGGACAACAGUGACGUGGUUGAUGGAUUUGGUAAUUUGAAACGACAAUUUACAAGCGGUUAUAAUACUCAAGAGGAUAUUCAAGAAGCUACAACUAGACCGACCACAAUAGCCAGAACUCGCCCUACUCGACCUCGAAAAUCCACAACGACAACAACCACGACUACAACCACCACUACACCUGCACCAAUUAAAAUAAGAUCAAGAGCCCCUAUAAACCAAGCUACAAAACCUACUAAACCCGCAAAUGUUGCCUCAUCCAAACAUGCAGCUCCUCCAUCGAGACCACCAAGUCAGUUUCCAACUCCAGAACCGUAUACAACUGCCCAAAAGUGUGAUCCUAGGAAGUGCCGUUUGCCAGAUUGUCGCUGCGGAGGUUCUGACAUCCCCGAGGGUCUAAGGCCCAGUGAAAGUCCACAACUUGUGCUUUUGACUUUCGACGAUGCCGUAAAUGACCUCAACAACGACUUGUAUGACGAAUUGUUUAACACUGGAAGAGCUAAUCCUAAUGGUUGCCCCAUCCUAGCCACUUUCUAUGUUUCACAUGAAUGGACUGACUAUGGUCAAGUGCAGAGCCUGUACGCUCAAGGACAUGAAAUAGCAUCACAUUCCAUCACUCAUAGCUACGGUGAAAAGUUUUCGAAGAAUCAAUGGAUGCGUGAAAUUCACGGACAGCGGGAGAUUCUGCACCUGUACGGAGGCGUCAAAAUGGAAGACAUACGUGGGAUGCGUGCACCUUUCCUUCAAAUUGGCGGGAACAAAAUGUUCGAAAUGCUUUACGAUGCUAAUUUUACAUAUGACUCCUCCAUGCCGGUAUACGAGAACAAUCCACCCUUUUGGCCUUACACACUCGAUUAUGCCCAAAGUCAUGAAUGCAUGAUUUUCCCUUGCCCCACGAAGUCUUUCCCUGGAUUGUGGGAAGUGGGCAUGGUCAUGUGGGUCGACCUUAGGGGUGGACGCUGCUCUAUGGGUGAUGCUUGUUCUAACCCUCCAGAUGAAGAAGCUGUUACAAAAAUGCUGAUGAAGAACUUUAACCGUCACUAUAAAACAAACAGAGCUCCAUUUGGUUUAUUUUACCAUUCUGCUUGGUUUAAUACACAGCACCAUAGGCGUGGUUUUAUGAAAUUUUUGGAUGAAAUUCUCCAGAAGGAUGAUGUGUGGUUUGUUACAAAUCACCAACUUAUUCAGUGGAUGCGAAAUCCACGACCAUCCAAUCAAUUAAAGAACUUCGAACCAUUCGAUUGCAGGAAAUUUGAAAGACCACCCCCGUGCCCUUCUCCAACGGUGUGCAAUGUUUGGUACCAAGGUGGUGUCAGGUACAUGAAGACUUGCCAACCAUGCCCCGCCAAAUAUCCAUGGGUCGGUAGCACGGGUUACGAAGCUGCCGGCGGUCGUGGAUAGCGAAACUAUGUGAUUUAGAUUUUUUGUUUAGUGUUAUUAAUUUAAUUCGUAUUUUAAAGAACAACAUAAAAUGUGAUGAAGAUCCUUAUUUAAUUGCACCUUACUUGUUCCUCAAAACUUUAAUGGACAAAACGAUAAAACGCCAACAUGUAUGUCUGGCUGAUUCAUGUUUCUAAAAAAAAAGUCCACUUUUUUUGCCAUAAUAUAGUUUGUAGAUUGAAUUCGUCAUUGUUAUUGUCUUAUUUCGCCAAUAUUUGCUGAAGUUUUUUCCACGAGUACUAUUUUGUUUUAACUUUUGAAUCUACAAGGACAGUUGAUAAUCAUUUUAAGUUAUUACAUCGCAAGACUAUCUCUUAACUAAAAAUUUUUGAACUUAAAAAUUAUGAGCAGAAGUUAAAACUAUUUAGUACGCUUCAGUUUGCCAAACUUUUGCUUUUACAAACUUUCUGGUGCUGCCAAACUUCGUUGCUCAGCAACAGCAAUUGGGACUGCUACUUUCUAAGGGAUUAAUUGCAGGAAGCAAAUAUGCUUUUAAAGAAGAACUUACGGUGCUGACUGGAACACAAGGACACUGGAUUAGAUUUUAAACUCUUUGCUUUUAUAUCUUUUAAUGUGGCUUUUUAUGAAUUGUGCCUUGUUUACCCUUAGCAAGCGAAAAAUAAUUUAUUGGUUAAUAUUUAGUGUUUAAGAAACUGUAGAUAUUUAUAUGUGCAUCUUUAAAAAGGGAUAAUAGAUAACUAUUCAUUUUUUGAAUUAAAACUGAAUUGAAACUUUUUAAGGAGCAUAGAAAACCUUAAAUGUUUCUCAGCGCCAAAACUGUUUAUAGGUUACAUCUCCAUACAUCUUUUACUGUAUUAAGUUACGUAGUAUAUACCAAUUUUUGAUAUGGGAAAUUAUAGUAAUUUUAUCUGGAAUUAUGACUGAGAUUAAGAAUUAAAAGAUUAUUUUGGCUUUUAAUGUAGAUGUUUCUUGUAUCCCUUGAUAAUUCUUAAGACAGAAUCUUUUAUCUAAUACCCUUGAGAUUAAAAAGUGCCAAACUAACACUAUCCUCUAUGCUUGUUUGUUUGCUUAUUAAGAUUUCUUUGUGCUUUAACCCUCUGUUUGUACAUUUGUACAUAAUCGUAACUUAAAAAUAGUCAUUUAUAGAAUUGUUUCUAUUUUCUGCUUAUUCUAUAACCAAGAAAGUCUAUUUUAAGCAGAAAAUGAAACUAGUAUUCUGUGUGCAUGACUAUUUCUAAGGGAAAUGACAAGUAUAUCUGCACAAAUAUUAGAGGCUGAUAUAAAUUCUCGAUUUGUGUACAUAGUUUUUUCUUGUGCAAUAAUUGGUUUUUCGCUUGGUAAGAACAUGUAUACAAAAAUUUCUUUUGAUCAUUAAAACUGCAUCAUAAAUGUCUGAAAUUAUUGUAAAUAUCUUGAAUAUGUAAUAUGUCAAGACAUUUGUAAUCUCUUGACAUAAAAAUGUCUUCACAUUACAAAUGUCUUCACAUUGUAAAUGUCCUGAGUAACAUUAAUUAUUGCAUUGAAUUAGCACUGAACGUACCAAAACUCUAUAAUACAACAUACAAAAACCAGUCUUUUUGACAGGUGUAAGUUAAAAAUAUCAAAAUUAUGCAACAUAUAAUAUAAGACAUUUUUAGUAAUAUACGAUAUUUUUAAUAUUGUUAACAUGUAAUGUAAGACAUUUUACGCCAUGUAGUUUUUAGUAAAACUACAUAUCAGAAUUUAAAAAUUAUUUUUUAUAAUAUAACUGUUACUUGUUUAUGAAAGUUCAAAAACAUUGCUAAAGAAUUUAUAUGAUGUAGUUUUAGACAUGCUUAAAGAAUCCACGUAUUAAGAUUGGGAACAGUGAACCUUCUAAGAAAUUUAACAAUUGAUACUAUAAGACAUUGAAUAAUGUUUAAUGUAGUUUCAAAUUGUAUUUCUAAUUCUUUAAUCGAAGACAUUUUUGAUGAAGUUUUACUGCAUGCGGUAAUGGUUGGGUUCCUGAUUGGCUUAAUUUUCUAUACGUUUCAUUAUAUUUGUAUAUGUGCAUUUGUUUCAUGUACAAUAAACUAAAAUUUUUAUA